Plasmodium malariae is the source of this 2586-nucleotide messenger RNA. Its product is annotated as conserved Plasmodium protein, unknown function. The record is from RefSeq and is a predicted model, not a curated record. The transcript has a single exon. NCBI's taxonomy places the organism in Eukaryota, Apicomplexa, Aconoidasida, Haemosporida, Plasmodiidae. The coding region runs from base 1 to 2586 and encodes 861 amino acids.
AUGAAAAGGACAAAAACAAAACUGGCUAGUACCCUACUAGAGAAUGAAGAAAAGACAUGCGAUCAUAAGACGUUCUUGAAAUUAUACGACACUGACUCUGAUAUAAACAUAGAUGAGAAAUACAAUUCAUUAUUUAAGUUUUUUAAAAAUAUUAAAAUAAACAAUGAGGAGAAAAAAAAAUCUUUAAGUAAAAUAUGUUGUACUAAGAAUUAUUUAUUUAUUAGCACAUCAGAUAUAUUUAGUCAAGUACGAAUUUUUAAUUAUAACAAUUUAAUAAAUUCAAGAAAAUCAGAAAAAGAAUAUGAUGAGCGGAUUACUUCCAUGUAUGAAUCAGAAGAACAUAAGGAGGAUUUAGAAAAAAAAGGGAAGGCUAAUACAAAAGAACAAGGGGAUCAGAAUGGUGAAAAUUAUGAUGAUGAAACGUUAAUAAGUUUAUGUGAUAUUUACACCAAAGGUAAUUAUUUCAAAGAAAUAAAUGAUUCAGACAAUGAUAUGUUAAGUAUAAACAAUGUUAAUAAGUUAUUUAAUAAUGUUUUUUGUGAGGAAAAAAAAAAUUUUCUUCUAAAUAGUAAUUAUAAAAGCAAGAUAAAAAAGGCAGAAGAGGAUAAUUACAAAAUGAAUUAUAUAAAUGUUAAGGAAAUUAUAAUAGAUGAUGUUAAUGGUGAUUAUGAUAAUCCUACAAAUCGGUUUAUAAAAAGAGAUAAAAAUAAUCAACAAAACAUAUUGUCUACUUAUCGUAAUGUAAAUAAAGAAACCAUAAAUUUUAGUUCAUUUCACGAAUUAGAUACUGAUUAUGAUGCAUAUUUUAAAGAAGAGUACUUGUAUUAUGAUAAUUUUAUCGGAAUUUCCAAAAAAAAAAAGAAUGAAAAAGAUCCAUUAAAGAUUACAAGAGAUAUGUUAGAGGAAGAAAAAAAUAAAAGAGAAAAAGAAGAAGAAAUGAAAAAAAAAAAAAUACUAGAAGAAGAAAAUUUAAGAUAUGAAGAAUUACAAAAGAAUGGUUACUAUAUGAACAGUGACCUUUUAGAAAUAAAUGUAGAUGUUGUUAAAAGAAAAACAACCCAAGUAAAUAAUUUAAUAGAAUACAUAGGAGUGUUCACAAAUAUUUCAUCUCCAAUAAUUUUAAUGAAAAUGAAUAAUAGUGAAAAUAUAUUGUCCUUACUAACUUACAGUGGUAGUGUAUAUAGUUAUGAUAUUAGUGAAACUUCUCUUAAAGAAUUAAAAGAGAAAAGAGUUAAAAAAAUAGAAUUUUUUAGUAAUAUAGAAAAUUAUUUUCAUGAAAUGGAAAAAAACAAUACACUCAACGAAUUUUUAGAUGAUCAUGACGAAGAGGCAACAGUGCAGCCAAUUUCUAUAUGUAAUUCUUAUUUUACGUAUUCUGUAAAAUGUUUUGACUUUUUAUCUGAUGAUAAAACUUUAAUAUGUGUUGGUUUAAAUAAGGAUUACUUCCUCUCAUUUAUUAGUACAUACACUGGAAAAAAAAUAAUAUAUAAUAAAAAAAUAAAAAUAAAAAAGCCUAGUAAAAGUAAUAUGAAUAAUGUUAAUAAUAUGGAUAAAGCAAAUGUACAACUCAGUUUAAUUUACAAUUUCAACUAUAUACAUGUCGAUAAAGAAAGGAAAAUGUUUAAUGGAGAAAUGGGAAAUUUCAUAUAUUUAGGAUCUUCCUGCGGAUAUAUAGUAUUUAUUUUUAUAAGUGAAAAAUUGGUAGAAUUUGUUAAUAAUAUUAUGAAUAAUGAUCAAAUAAGAGAUGGUUCAGUAUUUAUUUAUGAUCCUGAUAUUGAUUAUUCACUUGCAAAAAAUUUUUCUGAAUACAUUAUAGGAAAUGUAGAGGAUAUGUAUAAAAUAAAUAAAGAUAACUUAUAUGCAUCAUGUGACAUUACUAGAAGGAGUAGCAUGUGUAACACAUCCUUAUUUGGUAGUUCGAGUGGAAAUAUUUUCAAGAAUGUUGAAGAUAAAUUCUUUUCAUAUGCAUACUAUAUUACAAAAAAUGUAAAAAUUAAUUCAAUUACGAGCCUAAAAGCAAAUAAAAAUCAAAUUAUUCAUUUGAUAGUAGCAUUAAAUGAUGGUAGACUUUUAAAUCUACUUUUUGAAAUUUAUCCUGGCUAUUGUUCAACUACGUCAGUUACUAACAGCAGCUGCUAUUCUGUUUUGAAUCAAAAUCACGCAGAAAAAUAUCCUGAUCAUAAUAAACAUAAAAAUAAUAACAACGUUGUAUAUCCAUCCGGGGAUAAUUAUGGUCAUAAAUUCAUAAAAAAAAGCGAUAAAAUAAUAUAUGAUUUUACUGGCUUACACAAGUCAACAAGUAUAACUAAAACAAAUUUUUGCGAAGAUAAAUUUCAAAACUCUUUUAUUUUUAUAAAUUCGAAUGUAAAAAAAGUUUGUGAAAUGUCUGAUAGAAACUUUUACACAACUUAUGUACUUGAUAUAUGUGAUAAAAAAAUUCAUAUUUUAUAUCAACAUCUUGCUUAUAUUAUUGAUUCAUGUAUAUCUUCUUAUUUUUAUUUUUGUUUAGAUGAUAAUAACACAAUUGCUGUUUUUUCUUCAUCUUAUGAUGAAGAAAAUUGUUUUACGAAUUAUCCCUUUGAAUAA